Molecule: messenger RNA, 474 nt
Organism: Nicotiana attenuata
Lineage: Eukaryota; Viridiplantae; Streptophyta; Magnoliopsida; Solanales; Solanaceae
Exons: 2
Coding region: 1-474 (157 amino acids)
Source: RefSeq, a predicted model, not a curated record
AUGGGAUCAAGAUCAGUUCAUUUGCCUGCAGUCAACAAAGAGAUAAUGAAAAUGGGAUUUGUUCUCACACACUCUCAGCAGGUGAACCUUUGUGCUGAAGUCACUGAACAGGAAAUUUUUGAAACAUUAAAUGCAAUUGGGGAUGAUAAAGCACCGGGAUUUGAUGGCUACAAUGCAUUAUUUUUCAAAAGAUCUUGGACAUUGAUCAGGCCAGAAGUGUGUCAAGCAGUGGAGAAUUUCUUUCAUACGAGCAAGCUAUUUAGAGCUAUCAACUGCACAGCCAUCACCUUGAUUCCUAAGAAAGUUAUUGCAUCAGUUGUGUCAGACACCCAAGCUGGUUUCAUUCCUGGUAGGAAAGUUGCAGAUUAUGUCCUACUGGCCCAUGAGUUAGUUAAGGCUUACUCAAGGAAGAAUAUUUCUCCAAGAUGCCUCAUUAAAGUGGAUAUACAGAAAGCCUAUGAUACUGUUGACUAG